This is a messenger RNA of Chara braunii, 2259 nucleotides long. The record is from the annotation of a GenBank genome assembly. Lineage: Eukaryota; Viridiplantae; Streptophyta; Charophyceae; Charales; Characeae.
AGCAGAUGCUUGCUGACGUGGAUGACAACGAUAGCGGUGCACGAGGGAACAGCGCUGAGAUGGAGAAGGUGGGUGGAGAGAGAAACGAGGAAGAUGUUGGCAGCGAGGGUCCUCACAAUGGAUGCAUUGUCACAGAUGCAAAUGUGAVAAAGACAAUGGCAGGAGAUAGAUACCCGUACGAUGUGAAUUGGGUGUCAGGUCGUGUUCAGCCAGAUAUCGUUGGAGGUGUGCAUUUCUUUGCUUUCAAGGUUGCUGACCAGUGGGUUGUUGUUCCUGCCCCAAAGAAAGGAACAUGGCAUAACGUAUGUCUGUCAUUUAUCUAUGACAGAGUGUUGAGGUUGAAUGAUGGGGCAACGACCCACGAUACUUGCCAAUACGCAUUGAAGAUGUAUCGUGCUCUACAAGCAAAGGCAAUUGUUGAUGGCAAAAUGACACUGGCAGCAAGAUUGCAAUCUGGUGAGUGGCUGCCUUUGGGUUGGAUGCAUGCUGGCGUUGUGGAGCAUUUGCAGUUCUUGGUGGUGGUGACACGUGUCUCCGUUUGCAAUCCUCAUGUGAAGGACCGAGGAUUGUUGGAGGAACACGCGGAGCGUUGCUGGGAGAAGAUAAAAGAGGAAGAACGGCAGAUGGUGUGCAUGGGAUAUGACUCCCAUAAUGACCAGGCGAUGUGCUCGAUUGUGGAAGACUUGUGCACCGAGCAAGCACGGCCCUCGACGGAUGACAUGUUUCUGGAGGGCAUUCGACGCAGACACGGGUGCACAUCACUUCUUGGGUGGGUUCCUGUCGUCUAUCCCAUGACAUAUGAGCAUGGKGAACAGAUGUGCAUGAGAUUCAGAGACCCUCUGGGUAUCCCUUUCCAGCUCACGUACAUAGAUGGACUGCUGCGACACAUUCAAUACGUGGGUGAUGACGACGCUCGUGYUGCAUCGAAUGCACARCCAACAACACAGCAGCAGCRGGACAUUUCACAUUUGYCWACUCAGGUCGACGGCCCGGAAACAGCAAAUGAUGGGGGAUGUUCUAAUGCAGAAGCCGACGAUGGUGUCACCCCUGCGGAGCACGUGACAGGGAGGGCAGAGAAUAAGAAGAAGCAGUGCACAUCUAGGCCGCCUCGUGGACUCCGAAAUUCCACAAAAGCAAAAGCAGCCGCUGCCCCAGUUCCAAAGCGCUGGCGCCGCGCAAGGAUGGCAACAUUGGUAGAAAUUCGGCAACUCCAACGAUCUACUCACUUGUGCAUUGCUUUGAGGCUGUUCAUGAGGGUCGUGCGCGAGGUCGUCGAGAAAGAAAUCGCACCAGGGCAAUCUAUCAGGUUUCAGAUGAACGCCAUACGUGCACACAAAGACAAAAGCACAACCAUCAUGUCGAUGUCAGCUACGCAACCGAGGGCAGCUCUUCAAGAGGUGAUGCAAUACGCGGAGGAGGGCAUCCACUACGAUGACGACGGGGAGCUUGAACUACUCACGGAGAGAGUGCUGAGUUACUUUGAUGUCAGAGUGAACAUCCGUGCAAGCAUUGCUGCGAACGGAGAGGAGUCGCUCAGAGCACGGAUGUUAUUGGCACGGUUCACUGAGGCACAUGAUUUGCGUGUAGACAACAGUGAUGAUACCAGUGCAUACAGUUUGAGAAAAGUGGUUGGUUGGAUGUGCACAGACGGGAUGUCUGAUGAAGGGGACGUGGAUAUGACAAAGCAGCAGAAGGGUGGGACAUACAUGCCAACCGAUUUUAAGCAGAUGCUCAUGACACAGGCAAAGAAAUGGGGAAUGCUUGUUGAAGAUUCUAAGGACGAGAUGAAGAGCGGUGCAGCAGAAAUUUUAGUACUCUCGCGUUUGAAGGACAUACUGCAAGCUCCCCCGCAAGACUUCCAAGAUCUUCCUGUAAUUAUUGCAAACGGGGUGGAGUAUGUUUUGGUGAAUUUCAUGAAAAAGAAACCUGACGAUCGGAAUGUCAUACAUGAGGCAUUACAUGAUGUGACAGAGCAAGCACUGGCGGGCAAGGACCUCAUUAACUACAAAGUGCGGAGUGUGGAGGAGGAUGUUGUAUGUGGUACUCCAUUGUGGGAUGGAAUAUUCAUGGCAGCUUUGCAUCGCCUCAACAUUGCGACUUCUGAGGUGGACAGAAAGAGGUCAAGGGAAGAAGGAUGAAAGUUGGUGGCCAGGGAAGCAGAUGUUGUACUUCAUGCAGCAAAUGGACACACUUCAGCAGGGGAAGAAAUUGUGAGAACUGUCUCCAUCGUGCGUUCUCCAAUAAACACAAUGUCCACGA